AAGCCGAGCUCAUCUGGAUUUCCACCAUGGCCUGGGCCCCUCUGCUCCUCAUGCUGCUCACUUACUGCUCAGGUGCCAGUUCACAGCCAGUGCUGACUCAACCCUCCUCAGAGUCUGUGUCACCAGGACAAACAGCCAAACUGUCCUGUGCCAUGGGCAGUGGGUACAGCCUUAGCAGUUACAAUCUGUAUUGGUACCAACAGAGAUCUGGCCAAGCCCCUCGCUUUGUGCUGUCCGGUACCACUAGCAGAGGUGAUGGGAUCCCAGAUCGAUUCACUGGUUCCAGCUCUGGCAAUGAUGGUUAUUUAACUAUCACCAAUAUCCAAGCAGAGGAUGAGGCUGAUUAUUAUUGUGCCAUGUGGUAUGGCAGUGGUGGAGUGUCCCACGGUGAUGAAGUCAUAUGGGGAACUGAGACAAAAACCUCCACUGUCCUUCUUCAUCGUACGUCCUGCUGGUCGAGCUCCCAGUACGUCUUGACUCAGCCGUCUGCAGAGUCAGUGUCUCUGGACCAAACAGCUAAACUCUCCUGUGCCAUGAGCAGUGGGUACAGCAUUGGCAAUUACCCUGUAAUCUGGUACCAGCAGAAACCUAGCCAAGCCCCUCGCUUUGUGCUUCAUGAAACCAGCAACAGAGGUGAUGGGAUCCCAGAUCGGUUCACUGGCUCUAAAGACUCCUCCAGGAACACGGCUUAUUUAACCAUCACUGGGGUCCAGGCAGAGGAUGAGGCUGAUUAUUAUUGUGCUGGAGCUUUUGGCAGUGGUAGCAUCUGGCUGUAAACACAGAGAUGCAGGGAGAUGGGGAACUGAGACAAAAAACCUCAGCCUGUGUAGGGCGACGGUAUUUCCCUAUGCUGAA
This is a messenger RNA of Mauremys mutica (yellowpond turtle), 855 nucleotides long. Its product is annotated as immunoglobulin lambda-1 light chain-like. The transcript is spliced from 3 exons. Gene Ontology annotation, biological process: immunoglobulin production; immune response. Lineage: Eukaryota; Metazoa; Chordata; Testudines; Geoemydidae. The record is from RefSeq and is a predicted model, not a curated record. The coding region runs from base 27 to 776 and encodes 249 amino acids.